Molecule: messenger RNA, 333 nt
Organism: Necator americanus (New World hookworm)
Lineage: Eukaryota; Metazoa; Nematoda; Chromadorea; Rhabditida; Ancylostomatidae
Exons: 1
Coding region: 1-333 (110 amino acids)
Source: RefSeq, a predicted model, not a curated record
AUGAAGAACGUUUACCGUGAGGAUGGAGGAGCACAACUUGAAAGCUGCCAAAUCGUGGAAACUCCGUCAUACGUCUUAUUUGGACGUUCUAUGACUAUGGAAAAUGACUUCAAGAAUGAACUGUACAGAAGGAUGAGAUCAGCGUGGGCAGCAUUCGCACCCGUCAGGGAAGCUACGGACGAACUGACGGACCGAGAUCUCCGUGCCCAUUUGUUUGACUUUCUUCCAGCGUUCUGUUACGCCCUUGAGAGAUGUCUUCUGAAAUGUAACCGCACACAACACCUAGUCGGUCUUCGCAGCUCUGACUUAAUAGCAAUGUCCCGUCUUCGCUAA